UGUCUCUCGGAGGCCGCCGCCGCCUCUCGCUCUUUGCACCCGCCGGGCGGCCGCCAUGGGGAUUAAAUUCCUUGAAGUAAUCAAGCCCUUCUGUGUUAUCUUGCCCGAAAUCCAAAAGCCGGAACGGAAGAUUCAGUUUAAAGAAAAAGUAUUAUGGACAGCUAUCACACUUUUCAUCUUUUUAGUAUGCUGCCAGAUCCCCUUGUUUGGCAUAAUGUCAUCAGACUCGGCAGAUCCUUUCUACUGGAUGAGAGUGAUUCUGGCUUCAAAUAGAGGUACGUUGAUGGAAUUGGGUAUUUCACCUAUUGUCACUUCUGGGCUCAUCAUGCAGCUCCUGGCAGGCGCCAAGAUAAUAGAAGUUGGUGACACCCCGAAGGACAGAGCUCUGUUUAAUGGAGCACAGAAAUUGUUUGGAAUGAUCAUCACCAUUGGUCAGUCGAUCGUCUAUGUAAUGACUGGAAUGUAUGGAGACCCGUCUGAGAUGGGUGCUGGUAUCUGCUUACUUAUCACAAUUCAGCUUUUUGUUGCUGGAUUGAUAGUCCUGCUCUUGGAUGAGCUCCUGCAGAAAGGAUAUGGACUUGGUUCUGGCAUCUCUCUCUUUAUUGCCACCAAUAUUUGUGAGACUAUUGUGUGGAAGGCCUUCAGCCCCACCACUGUGAACACAGGACGAGGCAUGGAAUUUGAGGGAGCCAUCAUUGCUCUGUUCCACCUUCUGGCUACUCGUACGGAUAAAGUCAGAGCUCUUCGCGAGGCCUUUUAUCGUCAGAACCUGCCCAACCUCAUGAACUUGAUUGCUACCAUCUUUGUCUUUGCUAUCGUCAUUUAUUUCCAGGGCUUCAGAGUGGAUCUUCCAAUCAAAUCUGCUCGCUACCGUGGCCAGUACAACACCUACCCUAUCAAGCUGUUCUACACUUCCAACAUUCCCAUUAUUCUUCAGUCUGCCCUUGUGUCCAAUUUGUAUGUCAUCUCCCAGAUGCUUUCUGCUCGCUUCAGUGGCAACCUGCUGGUUAGCCUGCUGGGCACUUGGUCUGACAUAUCAUCCGGAGGCCCAGCUCGUGCUUAUCCAGUUGGUGGACUUUGUUAUUAUCUGUCACCUCCAGAGUCCUUUUCUUCAGUGUUAGAAGACCCUGUCCAUGCAGUUGUUUAUAUUGUAUUUAUGUUGGGAUCCUGUGCUUUCUUCUCCAAGACAUGGAUUGAAGUCUCUGGCUCCUCUGCCAAAGAUGUUGCCAAACAGCUGAAAGAACAGCAAAUGGUAAUGAGAGGCCACAGAGAAACCUCCAUGGUCCAUGAACUGAACAGGUAUAUCCCUACAGCUGCUGCAUUUGGUGGUCUCUGCAUCGGUGCCCUCUCCGUCUUGGCAGACUUCCUCGGGGCCAUUGGGUCUGGAACUGGAAUCUUGCUUGCCGUCACUAUCAUUUAUCAGUACUUUGAAAUUUUUGUAAAGGAACAGAGUGAAGUUGGAAGUAUGGGAGCCCUUCUUUUCUAAAUGUAGCUUCUCAUGGACCCAGGAAGAGGGGAAGAACAUUCUUGAAAUAAGUCAGGUGAAAAGAAGUAAACUUGAGUAUGUCAUUCUAUAGGAACAUGUAUUUUAAUAAUGUUUUCAAAGCGCAUUCCCUUAUGUUCAAACUUUUGUAGCAUACUCUUCGCAUUUUAUAAAUUGCUGGGGAAAAAUGUGCAAAAAAUUUUUUAAGAAAAUUGUUUUUUAAUUAUGUGUUGGGAAAAUCAGCUUUCUGAAUUGAAUUUAGUUCAGUCGCUCUUCAAUUUUUGUUUCAUCCCCUUUCAAAACAGGUAUACCUGAAGCCUUCACAGGUUUUAACAAACAGUUAUGGGGGGACAGUAUGUUUGGAAGGGAUUCUUUGCAUUUAACUUGUGUUUGCAACUCCUUUGCAGUAGUGGUGAGAGAACCUCUCCCUCUAGUGCUUGUGUUCCGUAGUUAUGGUUGUAAGCACAAUGUUUAAUACAUUUGGUUUUGCUCUGUUCCAGUAUGGCAGAUUUGGGAGGCGAUUGUUUCUUUUUACUAAAUUAUAUCUCUAAUUCCAAAUAUCUUGUCCUUUACUAAGCUAGGUCUUGUUAGAUGUUGAAUAUUGGCUUGAGACUGUUGUCAAUUCUCUUUAAAAGUCAGAAUAUGUUCUUGCCCACCACCUCUCCUCCAGAAGCAGAAAACUCAGGUCAAUCAGAGUCUGUGCCUAGGAGUUGCAGCUCUGAAUCCUGGUAAUGCAGGCAGCUUUUUUCAUUGCCAUUAGCCAUAGCACUUCUAGCUCACAGGAAUGGAUGUUACAGCUGUUUAGAUGCAAAUCUUGUGCCAUUUGCUAAAGUUAAGUUUCUCUCAACAGUACUAAAUUCUGGAUAUUAUCUGACAGUCAUAUCUAGUGCAUUUGGAGACGGUUACUAUAGAGGAGUGUGCUUUGUCUGUUUUUACCCCUAAUUCUGGAUAUGAGACCCUUUUCAGGUAGUUCCUGUUACUGCUCAUGUUAGAUGGCUUUACUGUCCAGUAGUCUCAUUGACUUGAGCAGUGGGUAGAAAAAUACCAAAAGUCAAUGGGGCUUCUUUUUUUCAGGGUCAUGCCAUCAAAUUGGAGAAGUUGAAGUAAAAGGCUUUAAUGGACCAGAAAAAUCCUUAAUUUUCCAUUUAAAUUUAGAUUGUCGAUAUUAAUCAGGUGCCUAGGACCAAAUGCAAAUAUUUGUGUGUGAGUUUUGUAAAUACACUUUUCCUCAAUCAGUAUUGGACAACGUGGAAACCUGAAUGAGAAGUGAUAACAGUGGAAUGUUUCUCUACACUGCAUCUACAUGACUUCCUGAGCAUUUUUGCAUGUUGUGCUGACUGUAUUAUAAAUUAUUAUUUCUGCUUGGAGUGAUGGGACUUUCUGGUACGUUCCCCAAGAAGCACAGAUGACAUCCAGAAGACCCUGUUAAUGCACUGAGCUCAAAUACCAAAUGCAUGAAAAUUUAGCAAAGCCUAUAUAACAGACACCUAUGAAAAAUUAUGAUUUCUCAUAAUUUUGAUUAUCGGGAUUGGGACAGGAGCACAAGUGCCAGGAGAAAGGCUCCAUGAAAUGCUCGCCGAAACGUGGCCACUAUUAUUUCACACUACUUUCUGUAAUUUUCCUU
Messenger RNA from Nothoprocta perdicaria, 3107 nucleotides. RefSeq names its product Sec61 translocon alpha 1 subunit (gene SEC61A1). Lineage: Eukaryota; Metazoa; Chordata; Aves; Tinamiformes; Tinamidae. The coding region runs from base 56 to 1486 and encodes 476 amino acids. The record is from RefSeq and is a predicted model, not a curated record. Gene Ontology annotation, molecular function: ribosome binding; transmembrane protein transporter activity; signal sequence receptor activity. Gene Ontology annotation, cellular component: Sec61 translocon complex; membrane. The transcript is spliced from 12 exons. Gene Ontology annotation, biological process: SRP-dependent cotranslational protein targeting to membrane, translocation; post-translational protein targeting to membrane, translocation.